Messenger RNA from Striga hermonthica, 1222 nucleotides. The record is from the annotation of a GenBank genome assembly. Lineage: Eukaryota; Viridiplantae; Streptophyta; Magnoliopsida; Lamiales; Orobanchaceae.
UGACAGUGAUAUUCUGAAGUUGGUGAAGAAGUAUACUGGGCAAUAUGUCAUCCCAAUUUACUUUGAAGAUUUGCAUGGCCCUCUACAAGGAUUGGACAUUGAGGGGAAUGUUAUGGAUGUACAAGAAGAGAUCCCACUUAUUGAAUAUCCACAAACUGAAGAGGAUAUUCUAAUUGACAAUUAUUGUCCAGAAGAUGAAGAAGAAUCAUACCAUGAUGCAUGUUCACAAGAUGUUGGUGGUGAGGUGGAUCCUACAGAAGAUGCUAAUGAUGUUGGUUCACAUGAGGUGGAUCCUACAAAAGAUGCUAAUGAUGCUGGUUCACAUGAGGUGGAUCCUACAGAAGAUACUAAUUAUGCUGCUUCAGAUGAUGGUGCUAGUCAGAGAGGUGAUGCUGCUUCACAUGAUGGUGCUGUUCAGAGAGAUGAUGGUGGUUCACAUGAUGGUGCUGGUCAGAGAGAUGAAGCACAACAUGGUGAAGAUAGAUCUCAGACAGUUGGCCAAGAGGAUGAACAAGUUGAUGAGAGUGCAGAACAACAAAAUGAGGGGGCAGAACAAGAUUCUAAGGGGACAGACCAUCAUUUUGGUGAUUCAGAGGAUUCACAGGAUUCAGAGUAUGAACCUGAAGAAAGUAGUGGUGACUCUUCUGAAUUAUCUGAAUGGGAAUUGGAGGAUCUAGAAGGCCCUGAUGAUGAUGACAUUUUCCAGCAGAGGGGUCAUGAUCAUGCUAAGAAGAUACACAAGAGGGCAAGAGAAUGGGUGAAACUAAGAAGAAAGCAGAAGAAAAAAGCAAGAGAAGAAGCUGCAGGUUUGAAAAGGUCUAGAGGAAGAGAUUGGUACAGUGAGGCUGAGGAUGAUGACAACUGCUUUGAAGAGCCUGAUGAAUGGAAUGAUAGUAGUGAUAUGUCAAGGUUUGAUCUGAAAGUUGGUCAGAAAUUUCCAUGCAGAGCAAAAUUCAAGGAUGUCAUCAGAGAUUGGUCUGUUAGAAAAGGAUAUGAUUUGAAGUUUCCCAAGAAUGAAGCCAAGCUCAUCACAGCACAAUGCAAAAGUGGGUGUGACUGGCCUUUGAGGGCCUCAGUUAUUGGAGGUUUGUCCACAUUUCAGAUCAAAACUUUAAAAAGAAAGCACACAUGCUCUUACAGGACAGAGAACACACAGGCUGACUACAUAUAUCUUGGGAAAAGAAUGUUAGAUACUCUGAAGGACAAUCCUGGUGAGACUUUG